Messenger RNA from Chenopodium quinoa (quinoa), 2199 nucleotides. RefSeq names its product zinc finger MYM-type protein 1-like. The transcript is spliced from 4 exons. Bases 1 to 2199 code for a protein of 732 amino acids. Lineage: Eukaryota; Viridiplantae; Streptophyta; Magnoliopsida; Caryophyllales; Amaranthaceae. The record is from RefSeq and is a predicted model, not a curated record. Gene Ontology annotation, molecular function: protein dimerization activity.
AUGGAGGAGAGAAAGCUUAAAAUUUCCUUCAAUGGAGGAUUCAGAGUACGCUUCAAUGGAGCAGAAAAAGGGAAUCAGGUGCACCCAGUGGUGGACUUGGGCUUAGAACUGGAUGAAAAUGCCUUUGGAGGCGAUGCUUUUGUUAGUGAUGGUUUCAAAUCAUGGAAUCGAUCGGAUUUAAUAAGAAAACAUGUCGGUAAAUACUUGAGUGCACAUAAUAAUGCUGUUUUAGCUAUGGAUUUGUUCAAGAAACAAAAUUCAAGCAUCACACAAGCCUUGACAAAACAACUCGCUGAGAGUACAAAUGCAUAUAGGAAGCGACUUGAAGCUUCAAUUGAAUCUAUCCAAUGGCUUUUACUCCAAGGGUUGCCUUUCCGUGGUCAUGAUGAAAAAGAAAGUUCCUUAAGAAGAGGUAACUUUCUUUCACUUUUAUCCCUUAUUUCCAAAGGUAAUCCUGAAUAUUCUAAAGUUGUUUUCAAAAAUGCUCCUAGUAAUUCUCAACUUACUUCUCCUAAAGUCCAAAAAGAUAUCAUAAAUGCAUGUGCAAAAGAGACCACUAAAGCAAUGCUUGAAGAUAUUGAUGGUGGUUUGUUUUCUAUCCUUGCUGAUGAGUCCGCUGAUGUUUCUGACAAGGAACAAUUGGCUCUUUGUUUGAGAUAUGUUAAUAGAAAGGGAGAAGUGUGUGAGCGUUUACUUGGUAUUGUGCAUGUUGUAAACACUACUUCUUUGACUCUCAAAACUGCUAUUGAAUCCUUAUUAAUGGAGCAUUCUUUGUCUUUCUCUCAAGUACGGGGUCAGGGUUAUGAUGGGGCAAGUAAUAUGCAAGGUUCUAUUAAUGGCCUUAGGACUCUUAUAGAGAAUGAGUGUAAAGAAGCUUAUUUUGUCCACUGCUUUGCUCACCAACUUCAAUUAACUCAAGUUGCACUUGCUAAAAAGAAUUCAGAUUGUGCUUGGUUAUUUGUUGAUGUACUUGCACCUCUCUUGAAUUUUGUGGGGGGUUCACCAAAAAGGAAAGAGUUUCUUCGUGAAAAUCAAGCUCAAAGAGUGGUGGAUGCAUUGUCUCUAGGUGAACUUGAAACGGGUUCAGGUUUAAAUCAAGAACGUGGAUUAGGUAGACCUUGUGAUACUCGUUGGGGAUCUCACUUCAAGACAAUCUUGAAUGUACUUGAUUUAUUCCCUGUAAUCCUUGGUUCUCUUGAGGAUAUUGCAAAAGUAUCUGAUAUAAUAGAUUCUAAUAGAGCUCAAACACUUACAAAUCUUCUGAUGUCCUUUGAUUUUGUGUUCGUGGCACACUUGAUGGUUAGUAUAUUUGCGAUAACAAAUGCUUUGAAUGUGGCCUUACAAAAGCACGAUCAAGACAUUGUGAAUGCAAUGGCCAUGGUUAAUGUAACCAAGACUAAUUUGCAAAAAAUGAGAGAUGAAGGAUGGGAUUCUCAUAUGGAAAAGGUAAUUUCUUUUAUUGGUGACUAUGACAUUGCAGUUCCAGAUAUGGAGGCUAAAUAUGUUGUUCCCGGGAAGAGGUUGUUUAGAGAUAAAUGCCCACAAGUGUCUAAUCUACAUCAUUUUCGAGUUGAAGUUUUUUUUGGUGUCAUUGAUCUUCAAUUGCAAGAACUUGAAAAUCGAUUUCCCGAAAUAACUAAAGAACUACUUGUGUGUAUGUCUUGUUUGAGUCCUGUGGAUCGUUUUUCUAAGUUUGAUAAGGAAAAAUUGAUUAAGCUUGCAAAAUUCUAUCCUAAUGAAUUUCCAAGUUCAGAAUUGAUAGUCUUUGGUCAUACACUUGAGAGUUACAUUUGUUCUGUUAGAGGAGAUGAAAGGUUUUGGAAUUUAAAGGGUCUUAGUGAUCUUUCAAUCAAAUUGGUUGAAACGGGAUUGUCUGAAACUCAUGAUAGGGUCUAUUUACUUUUGAAGUUGGUGUUGCUUCUUCCUGUCGCAACGGCAAGUGUGGAAAGGGUAUUUUCUGGCAUGAAGCAAGUGAAAGACAAACUACGAAAUAGCAUGGGAGAUCAAAUGUUGAAUGAUUGUAUGUCAUUUAAGCUUGUAAACCCUAACCUUGUUAAUUUUCAAUUGGGCGAAAUAUGUGAAUUGUUGACAAAGGCUAGCUGGAAAUUGCCCAGUAUGCGGGGAUGGUUGGCUAAUGUGUUUCCUAGUGUUGAAGUUAUUGGAAUUACAAGUAGUUGUUUGACUGUUUUACAUUGUUGA